AUGAAUCAAUCUAUGGAAGGUCGUCCCCCGUAUCCCCCGUUCACAAAAGAGAGUGCUAUUGAAAAAGUUCGUGCUGCUGAAGAUGCUUGGAAUAGUCGUGAUCCAGAUCGCGUUUCGUUGGCUUACAGUGAAAAUAGUCGAUGGCGAAAUCGUUCCGAAUUUGUCAAUGGUCGUGAAGCAAUUGUUGGGUUUCUUAAGCGAAAAUGGACGAAAGAACUUGACUAUCGUUUAAUCAAGGAACUAUGGUCUUAUGAUGGAAAUCGUAUUUCUGUUCGUUUUGCUUAUGAAUGGCAUGACGACUUGGGUAAUUGGUUUCGAUCAUAUGGCAAUGAAAAUUGGGAAUUCAAUGGACAAGGACUAAUGACUCGACGUUAUGCCUCCAUUAAUGAUUUGCCAAUUAAAGAAGAAGAACGUAAAUUUAGAUGGAUACUUGGACGACGACCAGAUGAGCAUGUUGGAUUGACAGAAUUAGAUUUAUAA
Rotaria socialis is the source of this 480-nucleotide messenger RNA. The record is from the annotation of a GenBank genome assembly. Lineage: Eukaryota; Metazoa; Rotifera; Eurotatoria; Philodinida; Philodinidae.